Messenger RNA from Oldenlandia corymbosa var. corymbosa, 1155 nucleotides. The record is from the annotation of a GenBank genome assembly. Lineage: Eukaryota; Viridiplantae; Streptophyta; Magnoliopsida; Gentianales; Rubiaceae.
GGAGAAAAGUUUCUGAAUGAGAUAAUAAAAUCAAUAAAAUUGAAGAACCAAAAGAAAGGAAUUCCGUAGAGAAAAAUCGAUCAUCGAUGGGAGCUACGAGUGCGAAUAAUAUCGAUGAUUUACUUCUCAAACAAUUCUUGGCGGAGGUUAGCGAAGUCGAACGUGAUAAUGAAGUCAGCAGGAUCCUUUCUUGCUUCAAAUUGAACCCAUUUGAAUAUCUUAACCUGUCAUUUGAUUCCUCCGUGGACGACGUAAAAAAACAGUAUCGUAAGUUAUCUUUACUUGUUCACCCUGACAAAUGCAAGCAUCCACAAGCAAAGGAAGCAUUUGGUGCAUUGGCAAAAGCACAACAAUUACUUCUUGAACCACAGGAAAGGGAAUAUGUUCUCAACCAAGUUGCUGCAGCAAAAGAAGAACUUAGAGCGAAGAGGAAGAAGCAACUGAAAAAAGAUACUGCUUCUAAAUUAAAGUCAAUAGUCGACGAUGGAAAAUAUGAGCAAGAAUAUGAGAAAUCACCCGAAUUCCAGCAGGAGCUGAAGUUGAAGGUUCGAGAAAUACUAACAGAGCAAGAAUGGCGUAGGAGGAAAAUGCAGAUGCGAAUAUCAGAAGAGGAGGGCAGGUUGAAAAAGGAUGAGGAGGAAUCCAAAGAAAUGUGGAAAAGGAAACGGGAGCACGAGGAACAGUGGGAAGGGACAAGAGAACAGAGGGUCUCAAGCUGGAGGGACUUCAUGAAGGGUGGAAAGAAGGUGAAGAAAGGAGAGAUACGACCUCCAAAGCUGAAGACUGAAGAUCCCAACAAAUCCUAUGUUCAAAGACCCGUCAAACGGGGUUGAAAAGAUGGAGUUGCUCCGCGUAAUAGUUUUCUUCACAGUUUACAUUUAUAUCAAGAAGCUUCUGAGAAGGCUGUCUUCUUGCUAGCUGGAUAAGAUGCUACAAUUUGACGACCUUAGUUGCCUUGUAGUUCUGUUAUAUGACCUUGUGGCUAUAGUAGUGUGUCCUGGAGCUCUAGGCUAAAUCCCAGUUCGGAUUCAAUAGCAUUUAACUGAUGAUAUCUCUAUGGUCUAAAGGCUUUUAAAAUGUAUCAAAUUGUAUCUCUUAGCAAUUGCCAGCUCCGCUGUUUUUGAGAUGUGCAGAAAUGAAAUUUGAAGUACUUAA